AUGACCACAGCUGGUACAAUUCGUGCACCGGCAAUUAUCUCGCGUUCCUGGGGCCUUACAACCUCUCAUAUGCAUCACCAUCUCCAGCGAAACAUCCGACAGAGCCUUGAGCCCUGCAAAACACAUACACGGGCCCUGCACCACUCACCGCGUGCAGCUGCAGCCGCUGGCGGCUCAGCUAUACCUCACAUCUCGCUACAUAUAUCUGCAUCGUCCAGCGGAAAGGGACGUAAAUAUCGCCCGGAGACGAGCACAUUCGACUUCCAUCCCAGUAACACCAGUGGAUUGGGCUUCCAACACGGUUCGACGAUAGAUGAGAAAAGAUCUAAAAGACCAGACAGUGGACAAGAUGCAUACUUUGCCUCCCGAGUUGGAAAGGACUCAGACGUGACUGCAUUUGCUAUUGCAGAUGGCGUUGGAGGCUGGACCGAGCACGGGGUUGACCCUGCCGACUUUUCCCACGGCCUCUGCGGCUACAUGGCGGAAACGGCGCUUAGCUGGCCAACUGAUGAACGACUCAAUCCCCAACAGCUACUGGAGGCUGGCUACCAGAAGACAAUAACAGACCCCUCCAUUCGAGCGGGCGGCACCACUGCCUGCGUGGCAGUGACCGAAAGGGAUGGACGAAUGCGUAUCGCAAAUUUAGGCGACUCGGGAUUCUUACUACUACGACUCGGCACAGUCUAUCACUAUUCCAAUCCACAAACCCACGCCUUCAACACGCCCUAUCAAAUGAGCCUCACGCCUCCCGAGAUCUUAGCACAAGCCAUGGUAUUUGGGGGCGUCCCUCUCAACGACAAAUCCGACCGAGCGGAUCUAGCAGACCACAUGCUCCGACACGGCGACGUGUUGGUGCUCGCAACGGACGGAGUAUGGGACAACCUCAACUCGUCCGACGUGUUGACAAUAGUUUCCAACCAGAUGCGCUCCACGGGUGCUUGGCUUCGGACCCCUGACCAAGGCUAUACUGUUUCCCCGGCGCUACCGGAAUUAGUGGACAAGUCACUGGGACCGCAGAAGCACAAAAUGCCCGGCACUCUGCAGAGUGUCAUCGCCGCGGCGAUCACAGGCGAGGCAAAAGUGGCUAGCUUGAGUCGCAAAAGAGACGGACCGUUUGCAAAGGAAAUGCAAAAACAAUUUCCCUAUGAUCCUUGGCAUGGCGGGAAAGUAGACGACAUUGCGGUAUUGGUUAUCAUUCCUGUCGACGAGAGUAAGGCCGCUGGAGGAUCAGCAAGACUCAAGGCCAAGCUGUAA
Messenger RNA from Exophiala aquamarina CBS 119918, 1254 nucleotides. RefSeq lists its product as uncharacterized. The transcript has 2 exons. Bases 1 to 1254 code for a protein of 417 amino acids. Lineage: Eukaryota; Fungi; Ascomycota; Eurotiomycetes; Chaetothyriales; Herpotrichiellaceae. The record is from RefSeq and is a predicted model, not a curated record.